Megalobrama amblycephala (Wuchang bream) is the source of this 4618-nucleotide messenger RNA. RefSeq names its product phosphoinositide-3-kinase, regulatory subunit 6b (gene pik3r6b). The record is from RefSeq and is a predicted model, not a curated record. The transcript is spliced from 21 exons. NCBI's taxonomy places the organism in Eukaryota, Metazoa, Chordata, Actinopteri, Cypriniformes, Xenocyprididae. Gene Ontology annotation, biological process: G protein-coupled receptor signaling pathway; positive regulation of MAP kinase activity. Gene Ontology annotation, molecular function: 1-phosphatidylinositol-3-kinase regulator activity. Bases 1550 to 3745 code for a protein of 731 amino acids. Gene Ontology annotation, cellular component: phosphatidylinositol 3-kinase complex, class IB.
UUCGAGAAGCCGUUUCACUCAGAUAUAAGGUAUAGGAAAGUAAAGACUAUCACAACUUCGGUUUCAUGCCUGUUCAUCUUCUAAUGUCACUCAUUUGGAUCACACAUGCUCUUUUUGUUUCCCGGCAGUAGAUGAAUGUAAUUUUUUAUCCUGCGUGUCAGUUUUCUCGCCACUGUCCUUGGUGCUGAAGUCACGGACAAGCUGGAAUAAUAUCAUAAUCACAGGUCUCUGAGAAACAGCAGGUUUUCCAUAAUUACUCAAAAAUAUAAAAUAGAGACGGAGGUUCUCUGGAACUGUGUCUGUCUAUCACAUCAUAUACAGACUCUAUUUUAGCACUGGUGUGUCGUGAGUUGCGUCCCACACUUGCGUGGUGUAAGACUACCUCAGAUUUUUCCAUCGGUGUUGGGUUUCAUUCGAUUCAUGUAGGCACAGUGGAUAUUUAUGACGACCGGCCGAUGAUGACUAACACAGGUGAAUACAGAACUAAGGUCAGUUUAAAACCACUGAAACAGGAAAUGCAUGUGCAUGCAAGUCAGUGUCAGGUUUCUCAUGUCCUCUUUUUCAUCAAGGUUAAUGUCACAGAUUAACUUCUUAUUUUACCUCUUUGGUUGUAAUGUCAUAACUCUGACUACACCAGGUGGAAGUUAUUUGUUACUUGGCACAAACCAGUGUUUCAGUUCCCAUGUGCAAUGAAUGGAUUUCAAGAGCAGGGGCUCUUAUCGAUGUAACCGCAACAUUUGUGAAUGUAAAAAAGCAUGAUGGUCAUCCGUCAAGCACCUUAUCAUCUCAUUUUGGGGUGAAAUGAGAAUUAGACAUACAGUCGUAACGUAAAAGCCACAUGUGAGGUGUUCUCUGAGUGCAAAGCAGGGUUGUGGUAUAUGAAUAGGAAGUAAACUGUUUCCUCACGUACAAAGAGAGCUGUUUGAAAAUUUAACUAAAUGUUUUCCCUUUUAUGUAGCCAACAUUUGACUCAUGCAUAGAGGGUUGCAGAGUCUGUAAUCUUACAAAGCAGAUAUGGUUGUAUUGGUUUGCUUAAAAAUGUGAUAUUAUGUGUUUUUAUUAUAUAUUAGGCCUAAAUGUGAUUUUUAUUGAAAUAUUUAUUUUAUUUUUUUUAUUUAUUUGAGAAGAGUUCCUUAUCGGAACAUAAGUCAUUUCUUCAAAUGUUAUCAGUCGAUCAAAUAAUUUCAAAGACGUCAUUAACUUGCUUUGUUGGAGUGCUCAAUGAUGGAUGACAUGUGACGGUGUGGGCGGAGCCACACAAACGCUGCGGUCUGCUGUCAUCUGUAAAGUGUGAAUGAACUCAAGCGGAUCUGCAUCAGACAAACACGAGAGGCAGGCAUUCACACAGAUGAUCAGACUGAGGAAAAGAGACUUCCUUAUGAGCAAGAUUGUUGUCAAGAUCAUUCAAAUACCUUCUGCUCUCGCCCGAGGACUGGGAUUAUCACAGUUUCCCCGUUCCUUGAACAGCAGUUUUAUGCAUGGAAGACAUGAAGAACCUUUCUAACUGACUCAUCAAUGUCAUGUGGAUAUCUGCACUGUGAACCCCACCAUGGAAGAAACAUUCGGUGGCGUGUCCUCAGUCGUGGAGACUAGUCUCUACCACAAUGUCCAUUCCAUCCUCAGAGAACUGGACUGUGAACCUCAAGCUGGAUCAGCCUCCAAUAAAGGCAUGUUGAGAUGGACUCUGCAUAACAGGGUUGACAGAAAUCCAUCUAUCAGUAUCCCUCUGGUGAGGGUUCUUAUAAAAGAACUUGAAAAGGCGGAGAGAAUUGAUUCUAAGGUCCGCAUCAUUCCUUUACUUCACACACUUUCCUACGCAGUCCUACAGUCUGUAUUUAUUCCAGAAGACCUCUAUCAAAGGAUGUACAUUUGCCUGAAAAGUUUAGUUACGUUACCUGUACCUUACUGUGCGAUUGCACUUAACUAUGCAAGACAGAUGAAAAUGGAACAAAUUGCACCAGGAAUACUGUAUCAAAGGAGAGUCAUUGCUGAACACAGCCUACGUAAUGAUCUUUAUCCACUUCAUGAGAAGGUGUUUGUGUUCAUAGAUCCUGCUGUGUUUCCCCUGUCUUUGGUGAACGCGCUCAAGGCUGACGUGGAGUGUGCGGACUCUGGUGGAGACCCACUGAUCUACAAACGCAGGGUUUUACUGCACACAGUGAUAGCUGGAUUAGGAAAGCAGUGCCGUGUUGACCAGCUUGCACAUGCUCUAGAGCAUUUAGGUGAAGACCUGGAGCUGCACUUCCAGGAGGUUGUUACCAUUCUAGAGCAGAGAACAGAAGAUGGAGCUUCUGAGGAUAACCAAUACAAAACGAGAUUACAAGAGAUCUACCAAGCCAUCCUGACUGCUGCAAAAGAUCCAGCCUCGUGUCCAGCCUCACAAGCGGAAACUCAGCUGCCCAGUCCAGAGGUCAGCUUCCAUGUCUGGACCAAAGAGGAUGAGAUAUGGAAUGAGCUGGUUAACUUUGCACUGAUGGUUCCUGCAGACCGAAACUCUGCUUAUCUGGACGAGGAUGACCUGAAACGUGACUCUGUCAUGUCCACCAUGUCCACGGACAGUGGCAUCGAGGGAGACAUGCCCAUCAGUGAGUUCUCCGCUAUAAUGAUAGAGUCUCAGGGCGGCCCAGAGGACCAGAGCAGCUCUCAGUCCUUCUACAGGAGGCCGUGUGUGCGUCUGCCCAAAGCUGGGAACAGAAUGACACUCAUGAUGGAGGCCAUUAAGGGAAAUGGAGGAUACGUCCUCUCUAAAGAGGAAAGGAACCUCACGGCUCGUAUUGUUGUUAUGGGUGAUGACAGAACUCUAGGCCGGCUAGCCAAGACUCUCCACACUAUUCGGAAAAGGGAGGCACGACAUCUGCUGCUGACAAAGAGAGUGAAUCUGGAGAUGUAUUACAUUCCAGUGACUGACCAGUCGCCGCCUUCCAAUCAGGAGGGUUUUCCUGAAGACAUGCUGACACUGGCAGGGUACUUGGGAAGCGUGGAUUUGUGGUAUGACUGUAACAUUGCCGGUUUGGGAGCCAUGAUUCUAAAACUGGCCCAAAUGCAGACAAGUCAGAGCGAAUCUUCAGACCCCAACACCUUCCUGCUAGAUAUUAUCUCAUACUACACACGUAUCAGCCAGCAUCCGGUGCACCUUCCCAUCUACUCUGUCAAGAUCUGCUUCUCUGGCCUCAGCACCCACACAGUGGAGGAAGUGUUUGUGGCUCAGCUCGAGAUGGACUUCCCCGAGGUCAAACGCUACAGAGCCACAUUUAAAGACACAAUUAAAGGUUCAGUGCGUUACAAAAAAUACAACCUGCAAGAAUUUUAUGGUGCAGUUGUGUCAGUUAAUUAUAGAAAGGCCUCAAUAAGCGACAGAGAAGUUGAGAGGGGAAUGUCUUUGUCGACAAGUGGCAUGUUGAUCAGGGUCUCACCUUCCUGCAGAGUCAAAAGUUUACAUAGUGUCAGCAUAAGUUUCCAAGAUACGAUUCCCACAAGGCCCAGCACGCCUUCAUUCAGAGCUGUUAGUGUCAAUAUCAGAGUCCUGGAGGAGCGGACGUUCACAGUGUGUCUGGAUAAAGACUCGCGUAAAACAUUCAAGAAUGUCCAGAGCAUUGAAGUUUCUCCAUGCUUGGACCCGGGAUACUGCCAUCAGCCGAGUACCAAGUCCAAGUACAGUUUUGGAGAGGGAGGUGAAUCACUGAGCAAAUACCUGAAUAAGACCCUCACGCUACCAAUCAACACCUUCUGUGGCAAUGAACAAUGACAUAAUGACUCAAAUUCAUGAUACAAGCGCUUGAGUCACGAGACAAUCUGAAACCCUAUACCUCUCUGAGGCUUUUCUUGUUUGUGCAUUUCCUCUUUUUGCCACUUCUCUGUUGUCUAAAAUACAUGUAACCUCAAGAGGCCAUGACUUCCUGCUGAACUAUGAACAGACAUGCUGUUCAUAGACUGUGAAUGUGUGCUGAAGUUAUGCUGAAAUAGUGUCACCUUGAUUGCACAAUUUUUGCAAAAUGUCCUGCAGUCUGCAUGUUUACACUACAAUAAUGUGUUUGUAUGUUACUAAUUUAACACUUUGGAAGCACUUAGACUUUCAUUUGACACUUGCCAAUAAUUAACAUAACAGAAAAAAAGGCUUGGAAGAUUUUGUUGCAGGCAUUUUGGAUCAGAAUGGCAUGCUAGCUAACAUAUUUUUCUGCAUUAUGCAGUAUAUACACUGUGUGCAGUAUGCAAGUUUGGAAACCUGUUACGUUUGCCGAAAUGUGCAGUAUAACCUCAAGAACAAUAUGUGGGAUAUUGUAUUUUUUCACAAUGUAAUGCGCUCUAUUUUUAUUAACUGUAUGACAAAUGAUUGAUAUCAACUGUGAUUUUUAAACAUUUUCAUCUUGACUCGUGUUUUGAUCACACCGUCAACAACUGUAAAGCAACAUUAUUCUAUAUAGAUUCAUUAUUCUAUAUAGUUCUAUAUAGAACUAAAGAAAACAAUAUUAUAAAACAGGCACCAUACAGAUUCAUAAUAUUUUACAAUAGUCUAUAUGUGCCGUUUACAUUUUUCACAGCAUUAAGUGACUUCAAGAACAAGUUUGUUGCGUAAAUUUUAUACAUUCGGCAUUUGUGAAUAAAGAACUGAUGAACUCAU